AUGAUGGCAGAUUCCCACGGUCUCCUACCGCCACGUCGCCUUGCGAUUCUCAACUCGCUUACACCAACUCUCCCUCUCUCCGCCAUGGCCUCUCGUAUUUCUAUCGCUCGUCCAGCCUCUGGAGGCUACCAACCAAGUUAUCAACCCGACCCCCAUGGUUUUGGGUCGUCAGGAUCAUCGUCAGGUUUCAGGGCAGCCAACCCCGAUGAUCCCCUAGAAAAGCUCCGCAACUUCGCCCGCCAGGUUGAAGACAAUGUCGAAAUUUACACUCAACCAUUGAAGCCACAUCUACCUGCAAUUGGUAGAUUCUUGAUUGUGGUCACCUUCCUCGAGGACUCAUGGAGAAUUACAACACAAUGGGGUGAUCAGCUUUGGUAUUUGCAGAGACAUCGACACUUUCCUUGGGGCUUGUCCCACCUAUUCUUGGCCGUCAAUGUCCUCACCAUGCUUAUUGGUUCCGGUGCGGUCAUCACGAAGAGAUACUCAGAAUACGCUGUCGGCGGCCUUCUCGGUGUGGUCAUCUUUCAGGCAUUCGGUUAUGGUCUUAUCUUCGACCUCAACUUCUUCCUCCGCAACCUGAGUGUGAUCGGUGGCCUGCUGAUGGUAUUUACGGAUUCCAUGUAUACACGCAAGAAAAUAUUCGCCGGUCUCCCCUCGAUUAGUGAAACGGACCGGAAGAAAUAUUUCUUGCUGGCCGGUCGUGUCCUCCUGAUCUUCCUUUUCAUUGGCUUCAUGAUUCGAGGAGAAUGGAGUUGGUCCCGUGCAUUCGUCUCCGUUAUUGGUCUUGCGGCAUGCAGUAUGGUUGCCGUCGGCUUCAAAGCCAAGUGGUCCGCUGCUUUCCUCGUCCUCACGCUCAGUAUCUUCAACGUGUUCAUCAAUAACUGGUGGAGUGUACAUAGUGCGCACCCACAACGGGAUUUCCUCAAAUACGACUUCUUCCAGACGCUAUCCAUCGUCGGAGGACUGAUCCUCCUCGUAAACAUGGGACCUGGUGGUCUUUCGGUUGAUGAGAAAAAGAAGACGUACUGAGUUGCCUGACCAUGGUUGUGCGUGUACACGGCGAUGGGUUCGUGGAGCUGCGUGGCGCGAGCAUGGGAAGGGGUGUAUGUGAAGCUCCUGAACCACUACACUAUUCAGGGGCGUGUAUGAGGCCAGGCUGGGAUUCUUUGUCAUUAUAUAUCUUCCUCUGGUCAUGAAAUGUACCGCUUUCCCUCACGUCUGUGAAACGGCGAUUGGGUACGCGAUGCUUCAUUACGACAGAUCAUCAUGGAAGCUCAAAACUACUGUAUACAUGCACAUACAUCUUGUUAUGUAUGAGAUUCCGAUGUUACUAUUUAUUACU
This is a messenger RNA of Somion occarium, 1342 nucleotides long. Lineage: Eukaryota; Fungi; Basidiomycota; Agaricomycetes; Polyporales; Cerrenaceae. The record is from the annotation of a GenBank genome assembly.